GCUUGAUCGAAAUAGGCUAAGAUAAUGUUUGAUCUGUUAGAAUCUAACAGAAACAAAAUGUUCUCGUCUUAUUAUGGUCGGCAGACUGUUGUCCUCAAGGUGGCAAUGUCCUGCGGAGGUUGCUCGGGGGCGGUUAAAAGGGUGCUCACCAAAAUGGAAGGCGUCGAGAGCUUCGACAUCGACAUGGAGCAGCAGAAGGUGACCGUGAAGGGCAACGUCAAGCCAGAAGACGUUUUCCAGACGGUCUCCAAGACCGGGAAGAAGACCGCCUUCUGGGAGGCCGAAGCCACUCCGGCCGCUGCUGCCGCUGAGGCUGCGCCG
This is a messenger RNA of Triticum urartu, 321 nucleotides long. Lineage: Eukaryota; Viridiplantae; Streptophyta; Magnoliopsida; Poales; Poaceae. The record is from RefSeq and is a predicted model, not a curated record.